Molecule: messenger RNA, 6187 nt
Organism: Cicer arietinum (chickpea)
Lineage: Eukaryota; Viridiplantae; Streptophyta; Magnoliopsida; Fabales; Fabaceae
Source: RefSeq, a predicted model, not a curated record
GGUGGAAGAAAAGGAAAGGAAAAGAAAAGAAAAGAAAAAGAAAAGAAAAGGAAGCAGAGAGGGCGAGAAAGAUGGGUAAGAAGAAGGGAGUAGCGUUUGUGUUUGAGAUGCGAGCCUACUCCGGUAGAAAGGGAACCUUCUCUCUACUUCUUCUCUUUCUUCUUUUCAUUCUAAUUCUUCUCAGCAUUUAAACAUUUUCUUUCUUCGUAAUCACUUUUUCUCUUCUUCUUCUACUCAUUCAAACACUUCACCUUUUACUUCUAAACGAAAACACAAACUCGUUUUCUUCAUUGCAUACUUGUUGAUUUAGGGAUCGGUUCACUUUGUGGGGUCAUUAACAUUUCAAACUUUCUUGCUUUUUUAUUUCUGUUUGGAUAAAGAUUUUAGUCUUUGUUAUUUUUUGAUAUUAAAACAUUGUUCCGUGGGGUCUGGUAGUUUUUUUGUUUUUGUUUUUAAUUUUUUUUGUUAGGAUUUGGGUGUAAAUAGUCUCAGAUUGGUUCAUAUAGCAUCCUCCUCCUUUGAUAUUAUUUGAUUCCCAGGAGGAUUUGCAAUCAACAAAAAACACACACAAAAAAAAGAAAAUAAUUUAUAAUUAAAUUUAAACAAUCUCAUUUGGUUCACCCCUUCCCCCAAAUUUUAUAGUGGGUUUUUAUCAAUACUCUUCACUUGAUUUUUGAUUUUUAGACAAUUUUAGAGUGAUCAGUGUUGUGGUAGGUUUUAAAUUUUUGUGGAAGAAAUUUCAUAUACUGAAGUUAGGUUAGAGGUUAUUUGGUUUUGGGUUAUUUUCAUCUUAUAUGGGAAUACCUGAUAGUUCAUUACUAGAUCUAAUAGAAAAGGUUAGGUCUUGGGUUUCCUGGGGAGGAAGUGAUUUAUCUGAGAGUUUUAUUGAUAUGAAAAACAGUGGCUGCAAAAUGUGUUGUGAUUGUAGUCAAAAUUUCAAUGAGAUGAUUCACUGCAAAUACAAUUGCAAAAGCUGUGGCCGUUGGUUGUGUGGUAAGUGUAUCAGAGGUUGUGAUCUUCCAAAUUCUGAAUCUGAUCAUAAUAGUGGUUUGAGAGAAACCAUUAGUUCUUGCAAGUUCUGUUCGGUUACUAAUAGGUUGUGUGAGGGUCAGAGGAAGUGUAUUCUGAAAGUGCAUCCUGCUGUUUCGCCUCAAGAGAGUCCGAGACAAAGUCCUGACCCGCCUUCACCUUGCUUUAGUGUUGAGACUGAAAGAGAUAGUUGUCCACUAAAUGUUGAAUUGAAUCAGGGUAGUCACUUUGAACAAUAUUUUCAUGAUCGAGAGCGCGAGUACUAUGCUCGUUCGAUGAUCAAUAGGAGUAUCACCUCAUCUGGUGAUCAACCCUCUUCGUUAUCCACUCCUCCAUCUACCUUUAGGAGUGAUGAAGAAGGAAUGGAAAAUUCUGGGAAGCACUCUCUCAGCCCAUCACGUACAUAUUGCGAUAACAAUUCAGAUGUAGAUUCGAGUAGCGUUAGUGCUAGACAUGACACUUACAACUGCAAUUCUGUGGGAUCAAGUCCUUCAGAUAGCCCUUCUAGGAUCGAUUUUACUUCCAGCAGGGCCGGGCUUCCUUUGCAGAAGAAGGGGCAGGAGAAAAGCCCCAUUCCUCAGUCUGAGGUUCCCUCCGGUCAACAAAGUACGGUUGUUUUAAAAAAGCCUGAACCUGGUACGGAGGAUGCACAUAACCCUACUUAUUUUUCUGACGACUUGUCGAUUUUCCGAAACCAGAAUGAGAUUUCACAGAAGCCGUUGGAUUUUGAAAACAACGGCCAUAUCUGGUUCCCCCCACCACCUGAUGACGAAAACGAUGAUGCAGAAGGCAAUUUCUUUGCGUAUGAUGAUGAGGAUGAUGAUAUCGGUGACUCAGGUGCCUUGUUCUCAUCCAAUAGCAGUCUAUCUAAUACGUUUCCUGCUAAAGAGAAACACAAUGAGGGAAACAAGGAACCCUUAAAAGCUGUCAUACAGGGGCAUUUUAAAGCUCUUGUUUCACAACUUUUACAGGGAGAGGGAAUUCAAGUUGGUAAGGAAAACGAUUCUGUGGACUGGCUUGACAUAGUUGCAACCGUAGCGUGGCAAGCUGCUAACUUUGUGAGACCCGACACUAGCAAAGGUGGCAGUAUGGAUCCUGGUGAUUAUGUAAAGGUCAAAUGUGUAGCAUCUGGAAGCCCGAGUGACAGCACCCUUAUCAAAGGAGUUGUUUGCACAAAAAAUAUAAAGCACAAGCGCAUGACGUCUCAAUACAAAAAGCCUAGACUUCUCCUCCUAGGAGGAGCAUUGGAAUAUCAGAAAGUUCCAAAUCAACUGGCUUCUUUUGAUACAUUGUUGCAGCAGGAAAAUGAUCAUCUGAAGAUGAUCAUUUCAAAAAUUGAGGCUCUUCGACCAAAUGUUUUGCUGGUAGAAAAAAGUGUUGCUUCCUGCGCUCAGGAAUAUUUGCUGGCAAAGGAAAUCUCCUUGGUGUUGAAUGUUAAAAAGCCUUUGCUAGAGCGGAUAGCUCGUUGCACUGGUGCUCUUAUCACUCCAUCAGUGGAUAGUUUAUCUAAAGCACGACUAGGGCACUGUGAGUUGUUCCGAUUAGACCGAAUUGUGGAAGAUCAUGAGACUGGUAAUCAAUUCAACAAAAAGGCAUCCAAAACAUUAAUGUUCUUUGAAGGUUGCCCACGGCGUUUGGGAUGCACGGUCUUACUGAAGGGUACAUGUCUUGAAGAACUGAAAAAAAUUAAACAUGUUGUGCAAUAUGCAGUUUUUGCUGCCUACCAUUUAUCUCUUGAGACCUCAUUCCUUGCUGAUGAGGGUGCCACCCUGCCUAAAAUGAUAGUAAAACACUCGACAGACAUGCCAGAGAGUGCAACAGCUGACACUGACAUUUCUACUGUAUCUAACAUCUUUUCUUCUACCAUAUGCCAAUCAGAGGCUGAUGAUGCUUCUAGAGUGAUAAACUCUGUUGGUAUUGAUAUAAAGAUUGGAAAUCUGGGACCAGUGUCAGAGCAUCUGGAUGAACUUAACUUUCAUUCAUAUUCAGGCACCAUGGUGGAUUAUAGUGUUGAGACAAUGCUCUCUGAUCAAGACUAUAAUAACCUAACAUCUAAUUUGACUUUUGAAUCAGAUUAUUUGCACCAGUGCAAUGAAUCAGAGGGGGACACUAUGUCUAGUUCAAGAGACCCUUCACGAGCAGAUUUGCAAGAAACCAUGCUUAAAGGUGAGAAAGAAUGUGAAGUUGUUGACUCAACAAAAGACCAGAUUAACGAGGAUGAGUUUUCUGGUGAAUACUUUUCAGCCGCUGAAGCUCAUCAGAGCAUAUUAGUGUACUUUUCCAGUCAUUGUGUUUCGAAAGGAACUGUAUGUGAACGCACUAGGUUGCUGCGCAUAAAAUUCUACGGCUCUUUUGAUAAGCCACUCGGGAGAUAUCUACAUGAUGAUCUAUUUGAUCAGACAUCUUGUUGUCAGUCUUGUAAAGAGCCUGCGGAGGCGCAUGUCCUUUGUUUUACACACCAGCAAGGAAAUCUUACAAUCAAUGUUAGGCGCCUUCCCUCUGUGAAAUUACCAGGUGAAAGAGAUGGCAAGGUUUGGAUGUGGCACCGGUGUCUGAGGUGUCCACUUGUUGAUGGAGUUCCACCAGCUACUCGGAGAGUUGUUAUGUCGGAUGCUGCCUGGGGAUUGUCUUUUGGAAAGUUCUUGGAACUUAGCUUCUCAAACCAUGCAACUGCUAAUCGAGUUGCUACCUGCGGACAUUCAUUGCAGAGGGACUGCCUCCGGUUUUAUGGGUUUGGGAGCAUGGUUGUUUUCUUCCGGUAUUCCCCUAUUGAUAUUCUUUCUGUCCAUCUACCCCCAUCUGUUCUGGAAUUUGGCUACACCCAAGAAAAGUGGAUUAGAAAGGAGGCAGGAGAGCUUUUUAAUAAAGUGAAAACCUUGUAUGUGGAGAUAUCAGAUGUGCUCGAACGAUUUGAAACAAAGAUUUUGUCUCCUGGUAUUGGAAAGGAGGUGUCAGAUGCCAAUGACAUUCAUAGUCACAUACUUGAUCUGAAAGGCAUGCUUCUAAGAGAAAAAAAAGAUUAUCAUAGUUUGCUAAAACCAGCUGAGGAAAUUGCAGAGCCAAGAAACAUGGCUUUAGACAUUCUGGAAUUAAAUCGGUUGAGACGUUCACUUCUAAUUGGUUCACAUGUUUGGGAUCAUCGGCUAUACUCACUGGACUCUCAUAUUAAAAGAAGCUUUAGUUCCAAGGUUAAAGAAGAAAAUGCAUCGUUUGCAGAUGUUUACGACUCACUUCACACGGAUCAAAACUUUGACUCUGGGCUAGAGCAAAAUAAUUCUCAGCCUUCGAAAUUGCAGGAGUCUCGUGAAAGUCAUAAGCUUGUAGAGCCGGAUGACCAACUUGAGUCUCGUGGUUCUGAAGCAUCUGUGUGUUAUUUUGAUGGGGAAGAACCAUAUUCGGCUGAUGAGCUUAUUUCAAACAAAACAAUAUCCGAGUUUGUACCACCAAAGGAAUCCAAUCUUUCCGAAAAAAUAGAUUUGGCAUGGACCGGAACUGAACAACCUGUUCACAGCCACUCUUCCUUUAAAAGGUUGACACAAACAAUGAGAGUUCAUUCUUUUGAUUCAGCAUUAAGAGUUCAGGAAAAAAUUCGGAAAGACUUGCCCUCAUCUUUACAUAUGUCAACACUUAGAUCUUUUCAUGCUUCCGGAGACUACAGGAAUAUGGUUAGAGACCCUGUCUCCAAUGUAUUGCAAAAUCACUUUCAAAUGUUGCCGUGGGAGUCGCAGCGGAUAAAUCUGAUUCUGAGCUCCACACCGUCAUUCAUUUCCUCCGUUUCUCACAUUGCCGAAGGUGCUCGGUUGCUGCUUUCCCAAACAUGUCAUGGUGAUAGAGUUAUAGCUGUAUAUGACAAUGAUUACUCCAGCAUAAUAUCCUAUGCCCUCAGUUCGAAGGACUACGAAGAUUGGGUUUCAGGGAAGUCAGAACUACAUGAUGGUAGCUGGAAUUCUCGCGAGAGGAACAAUUCAGAUUUAGCUUCUUCCAGCUUUUCUGCAUGGGCCACAUUGGACUUGGAUUAUAUCAAUUACGGUAGUUAUGGGUCUGACGAUGCUCCAUCUUCAAUUAGUUCGCUUAUCAGGGACAACAAAAAAUCUAUACACUUGCAAAUCUCUUUCGGCGAUGAUUCUUUGGCUGCUGCUGGAGGUAAAGUGAAUUUUUCUGUCACUUGCUAUUUUGCAAAGCAGUUUGAUUCACUUAGAAAGAAGUGCUGCCCUAAUGAAGUUGAUUUCGUGAGAUCCCUAAGCCGUGGCCGGAGAUGGAGUGCACAGGGAGGGAAAAGUAAUGUAUAUUUUGCCAAGUCAUUAGAUGAAAGAUUUAUUAUUAAACAAGUGACAAAGACAGAAUUGGAAUCGUUUGAAGAAUUCGCACCUCAAUAUUUCAAAUACAUGAUGGAUGCCUUGAACUCAGGAGGACCAACUUGCCUUGCCAAAAUUCUUGGUAUUUAUCAGGUCACUGCCAAAUACCCAAAAGGUGGGAAGGAAACAAAGAUAGAUCUGAUGGUAAUGGAGAAUCUUUUUUACAAGAGAAACAUAUCUAGGGUAUAUGAUCUUAAGGGCUCAGAAAGAUCCAGGUACAAUGCUGAUACAACUGGGACAAACAAAGUGAUGCUGGACAUGAACUUGUUAGAAACAUUGAGAACAAAACCAAUGUUUCUUGGAAGUAGGGCUAAGAGAAGACUCGAAAGAGCCGUAUGGAACGACACUUCUUUUUUGGCGUCAGUUGAUGUUAUGGAUUACUCAUUGCUGGUUGGGGUGGAUGAUGAGAAGAAGGAGCUAGUUUUGGGGAUAAUUGAUUUCAUGAGACAGUACACAUGGGACAAGCAUUUAGAAACGUGGGUAAAAGCAUCUGGGAUACUUGGGGGUCCAAAAAAUGCUGCCCCCACAAUUGUUUCUCCUAAACAAUACAAGAAAAGAUUCCGGAAGGCUAUGACUACCUACUUUCUCACUUUACCUGAUCAAUGGUCUUCUUGAGAUAAAGAAAAAAAUUUCAUUUUAUUCUUUUCCUAACACAAUGGUUUGUCAUUUGUGUUACAUUUCUAUUCUAUGUAUGUAUCCUUGGUGAAGACUCCUUUGGAUACAUCAACAAACUGUAUUUUGUUUUUACUUUUUUUUUAAAACCUUAUUAUAUCAUUACAGAUGAAAAUAUUAUAAUAAUUUGA